AUGUGGGAAAAUGUCGUGAAGGUCGCCGACCAGCAGAAGGUCGGUGGGGCCGGCGCGGACGCUUGCCGCAGCGCUCAGACCGCGCCAGCAGCCAGCGGCGCUCGCACCCCACACGCCGACCGCGACAUCCGACACGUCACCGCGCCUGCCCUCGACCCUCCGCGGCCGACCCGCCGACCCGCCUACACUCCAACCCGCUACAGGAACUCUAUUGCGGGCGCUAUGAACGCUUUCAUCGCCCUCGUCGUCUGCCUUUGCGCAGUAUCGACGGCAGAGAGCUCGGGCGCGCCGCGCGUCUUGCGCCGGCGCCUGCGACCCGUCAGUGCAGGUGCUGCAGAAUAUGAAGGGUACGAGAGGAGCAAUGCGCUAGCGCACGUGGAGCCGCAGGCGUCUCCUGCGUCGCCAUGGCAACCCAUCUCCGUCAACAUCCCCAUACCUCGCGGCGCGGGGCAGGGGGGCUCCGUGCCGCUCGUGAUCCUACCGCUGCCGAUGCCGGUCGCAGCGCCCAGCCCUCCGCAAACCGAAUGUAAACCGGUGCAAGAGACGAAAUAUGAGUACGAGUACGACGUCGAUGAGUAUGAGCAGCCACAAGAGAAACCCGCCAGACCGUCGCAGGCGUGGCGCCCGGGCCACCGGCGGCCCGAGCCGCCCAAGAGCUCCGCGUGGGGACCCGUCGUGGCGGACGAGCCCGCGCCGCAGCGCUACCCCUUCCACGUGGCGCCCAACAAACCGAAUAGACCUGUACAAGUAGAAAUUCCAGAUGUUCAAACGCCAUUCUCGUCGCAGGAGCAAGUGCGGCUGUUCCGCGAGCAGCGGCCGCGCGCGCCCGCGCUGCCACCGCUGCUGCUGUCGGAGCACGACCGCGCGGCGCGGCUGGCCAACGGGCCGUCGCCCGCGCUCGAGGGCCCGCAGCUGCUGGCGCGCCCGCCCCUGCCCGCGCUCUCCCGCUCCGCGCGCCAGUCGCAGCUGCGCCCGCCCACGCCGCGCAUCACGCGCUCCAUCGCGCUCGUCGGCGCGCUCACCGUGCCGCGCGCCGACUACACCGAACCUUACACGGCUUGGUACGACGCCGCGAGUGGUUCCGUUCGCGUAGAUUUCCACGAAGGCUCUGCGUCCUCCUACCGCACCUUCCUUGCUGAUGGCAGAGUGCAGUAUUUUGAAGUGCACGUGGACCGGUCCGGCGGCAAGAGCACGCGGCGCUGCGGUAUCUCGGAGCCUCAGCGCGCCGAGGCGGACGACCGCCUCCCGCCCGCGCUGCCCGACUUCACUCAGUUCACCUUCGCUGGCUACGCGGAGGGCAACACGUCGGUGGAGCGGUGGCAGCGUCAGGUGACGGGCGCGCCGGGUGAGCAGGGCGCGGCGAGCGGCGAGCGCCUCACCGUGCACCACGAGCUGCUGCUGGCGCGUGACCGCGACGACCAUCCUGUGCCGCUGCAGUACAACGUGGCAACGGACAGCUCCGCGCUGGGGGCGGACUGCGACGGCUACCAACAUAGCUACUUAGACGUGAGGAUCGAACGAAAGGAUGCUGCCUUCUUCACACCCAAUAUUGACGAGCUGUGCGACGAGAAGGACACGCUGAGCCGCUCCGACCCGGAACAAUUCGCGCGGCUCGACCCCUUGCGCGAGUUCACGCUGCCCUUCCGCGACCCCAAAUAUGAUGUGGCUCUUCAAAAGUUUAAAACGGACUUUAACCGCAAAUACGGCGACGACACCGAGGAGGCCGUGCGCAAGAACUUGCUGAUGCAGACCGCGCGCUUCACGUCGUCCGCCAACCGGCAGGGCAGCACCACGUCGCUGGGCGUCAACCACCUGGGCGACCGGCUGGACGCCGAGAAGGACCAGCUCAUGGGCGUGGAGUCGACCGGCAGCCUCGACACGGGCGACCGCUUCCCCUACUCACGCAGCGAGCUGCAGGAUAAGGACGCGAGCCUGCCCGACAGCUUCCAAUCCAUGGGCGUCUCGCCCGUGCAGAACCAGGGUACGACGUGCGCGUCGUGCUGGGCGUUCGCGGUGGCGGGCGCGGUGGAGGGCGCGCUGUACAUGCGCACGGGCCGCCUCGUGCCGCUGUCGCCGCAGUGCCUCGUCGACUGCUCGGGCCCGUUCGGGGGCAAAGGAUGCAAAGGCACGUGGCCCAGCAGCGCGUACGACUACGUGCGCGAGCGCGGCCUGCCGGCACUCGACGAGUACCCCUACAAGUCGAUGAAGCAGCAAUGUCGCGAGAAAGAGGUGGCCGCCGUGACGCGCAUCAGCGGACACGUCAACGUGACGGAGAACAGCGUGCCCGCUCUCAAAGUGGCGAUAAAGGAGCACUCGCCUAGCGUGGUGUUGGUGGACGCCCACUGUAAGAGUUUCAUCAGCUACAAUGCGGGCGUUCUAUAUGACGACCGAUGCGGCAAGACGUCGAAAUAUCUGAAGCACGCGGUGCUGGCCGUGGGCUGGGGCACUAGUGAGGGCGAGCAGCACUUCGUGCUGAAGAACUCGUGGACGAGCUCGUGGGGCGACGCCGGCUACGUGCGCGUGCACGCGGGCUCCAACACGUGCGGCGUGCUCACCAAGCCCUCCUACCCGCGCCUCGCCACCGCCGACGUGCUGAAGGCCUAGUCCCGCCCCGCCACCCUGUGACCCUAGUGCCAAUAUACGCUCGAUAG
Colias croceus (clouded yellow) is the source of this 2651-nucleotide messenger RNA. RefSeq lists its product as uncharacterized. The transcript is spliced from 18 exons. Gene Ontology annotation, molecular function: cysteine-type endopeptidase activity. The coding region runs from base 1 to 2604 and encodes 867 amino acids. NCBI's taxonomy places the organism in Eukaryota, Metazoa, Arthropoda, Insecta, Lepidoptera, Pieridae. The record is from RefSeq and is a predicted model, not a curated record. Gene Ontology annotation, cellular component: lysosome.